AUGGGGAUGGAAUAUGGAAAUGUGCCCCAAGCUGGAAUGUUAGCAGGAAUUGGCCGUGUGCACGGACUGGAAUGUCUAAUCAUGGCAAAUGAAGCAACUGUGAAAGGAGGCAGUAUUUAUCCAAUUGGAGUCAAAAAGCAAUUAAGAAUACAAGAAAUUGGCCUGCAAAACAGGUUGCCUUGUAUUUACCUUGUGGAUAGCGGUGGGGCUUUUCUUCCUUUACAGUCUGAAAUUUUUCCUGACAAGAACCAUGGCGGAAGAACUUUUUACAAUAUUGCUGAGAUGUCUUCACAAAACAUUCCACAGAUUACAGUUGUAUUGGGCCAUUGUACUGCUGGGGCUGCCUAUAUCCCAACUAUGUCUCAUGAAGUGGUUAUUGUCCAGAGAAUUGGAGCCAUCUUUUUGGGAGGCCCACCUCUAGUGAAGGCGGCAUUGGGAGAAACAGUGUCCACUGAAGAUCUAGGAGGAGCUACUAUGCAUUCUAGUGUCAGUGGCUGUAGUGAUCAUUAUGCUUCUACAGAGCCUGAGGCAUUCACUAUGGUCAGAGACAUUGUGGCCAGCCUCAAUCUGUUGCCUAAGUCAACACCAGAACAUGGAGAUGAGCCUCUAUAUGAUCCAUUAGAGUUACUUGGUAUAAUCCCAGACAAGAAUCAACAUACCAUGGAUCCAUAUAAGAUAAUUGCAAGAAUUACUGAUGGAAGUAGAUUUGGAGAAUUUAAGAAAAAUUAUGGUCCAAAUCUUGUGACAGGUUUUGCACAUAUAAAUGGUCAUUUGGUUGGCAUUCUGACUAAUAAGGGUGUAAUUGGAUACAAUGCAGCUACCAAAGGCUCACAGUUUGUACAGUUAUGCAAUCAGCGUGGAAUUUCACUUGUAUUUUUGCAAAACACAGUCCCUGAUUCCCUCCAAGAAAUACCAACUACCGACUAUGAAUUGUACAUGUCCAAUCACUUGAAAUCCCAUGGCCAGAUGAUAGCAGCUAUUAGUUGUGCAAAUGUUCCUAAAAUAACAAUCAUUGUGGGCAAUGCCUUUGGAAUGGACCACUACUUAAUGUGCGGUCGAGCGAUGAGUCCUAAUUUCAUGUUCAGCUGGCCCAAUGCCAAAAUUGGUUUGAUGGAAUCAGACACCCUAUUGCACAAUAUCACACAGGAAAUGAAUUUGACUGAAGAACAAACAGGCAAGAUGAGAGAAAAAUUGUCGCGUGAAGUCACUGCUAUCUUUGCUUCUUCCAGAAUUUGGAAUGAUGGGAUCAUCUUGCCACAUCAGACACGACAAGUGUUAACAAGAUGCUUAGAAAUUUGUCCAACUUCUUCUGAGUCAAGAACCAAUCCUUUCUUGAGAAUGUGA
Acanthosepion pharaonis is the source of this 1344-nucleotide messenger RNA. The record is from the annotation of a GenBank genome assembly. Lineage: Eukaryota; Metazoa; Mollusca; Cephalopoda; Sepiida; Sepiidae.